Messenger RNA from Nycticebus coucang (slow loris), 1302 nucleotides. Its product is annotated as protein LSM14 homolog A-like. Gene Ontology annotation, molecular function: mRNA binding. The transcript has a single exon. Bases 1 to 1302 code for a protein of 433 amino acids. Gene Ontology annotation, cellular component: P-body. Gene Ontology annotation, biological process: P-body assembly; cytoplasmic stress granule assembly. NCBI's taxonomy places the organism in Eukaryota, Metazoa, Chordata, Mammalia, Primates, Lorisidae. The record is from RefSeq and is a predicted model, not a curated record.
AUGAGCUGGAAGAACCCUUACAUCGGCAGCAAGAUCAGCCUCAUCUCCAAGGCAGAGAUCCGGUAUGAAGGCAUCCUGUACACCAUCGACACCAAGAAUGCCACUGUAGCCCUUGCCAAAGUUCGAUCCUUUGGUACCGAAGACAGACCAACAGACUGUCCAGUACCACCUGGAGAAGAAGUCUUUGAAUACAUUAUAUUCCGCAGGAAUGCUAUUAAACAGCUUACAGUUUGUGAGCCACCAAGACAAUACUCUUUGCCUCUAGACCCAGCCAUUGUUCAGUCUUCACUAGACUCAUCUUCACUAGGCUCAUCUACCUCUAUGUUCCAGUCACCGAGUUCUUACAGACUUUUUGGUGGGAUGCCAACGUACAAUCAUUUCAGUCCAAAUUCAUUAUUUGGGCAGCAGUUUGGCACUGUUGGUGUUGGUGAAAGCUCUUUGACAUCCUUUGGGACAGAAACAUCUGACAGUGGUAACUUCUCCCAAAGUAAUGCAGUUGGUUCUGCCUUUACACAGGAUAUGAGUUCUCUAAAAUCACAGUUAUUUCAGGGUGCUUCACCCCCUCAUUUAGACCCUUUGAGAAAAAGCCCAGUAGCGGAUAAAGCAGUACAGACCUCCUCAGCCAACUUACCUGUUCUAGCACCUAUUGCGAGAAGGAGCCCUGUAUCAACCAGUCCUUUGCCAUCUACCAGCCAAAAAUUAGUAGAGAAUCAAGAGCACAGUCAAGUAUAUAAAGCUUCAAGGCCAGAAAAUGAGCAACUCAGAAAAGAUAGCAAAAAACAAGUAGCUCCAGGUGCUCCUUCAGCUCCAAGAAGAGGGUGUGGGGGUCAUCGAAGUGAAAGAGGAAAAUUUAGUACUCGGGGAGAUGGUCCAGUGAAAUUUGAGAAAGACUUUCAAAGUGCAAAUGAACAAUGUAACGAGGAGAUCAACAGAGAUUUUUAUAAUAAAAUUAAAUUAAAAGAAGAUAAACCUGAGAAACCGGAGAAGCCUGUACAUCGUAAAGGUAAAGGAGACUCAGGAGUUGAUACCAAAAAGAAUGAAGGAAACGCCAAUAAGGAAGAUCCACUUGGACCUAAUUGCUAUUAUGACAAAACUAAAUCCUUUUUUGAUAAUAUUUCUUGUGCUGAUAAUAGAGAAUGGAGACCAACCCGGGCUGAAGAAAGAAGAUUAAAUGCUGAAACAUUUGGAACCCCAGUUAGUUCAAACCGUGGCCGUGGGAGGUAUAGAAGCAGAGGAGGGGUUGGUUUCCCUAAUGAUAGAGGGCAUGGUCGUGGGAGAGAUGGGAACUCUACCACCAGGUAA